AUGCCUGCGUCCAGCUCCGGUGCGUCCGCUGCAGGCGGAGCACCGGUUAAGGCGGUUAGUUCGCCUGGUAUCGGUCCUCAAGCGAAAGCUACCCAGAAAUCUCGUGAUAAGAGCUCUGUAAUAGUCAGAGCUCGAGAGCACUACGCAUCGCAAUUUCCUACGGCAUAUCCUAUGGAAUCCCAGCUUUGGGGGUUUGAUCAUUCACAAAAACAAUGGAGAAGAUGUAGCGUCGUUCAUGCUAGGUCUCGUAUCCCUGAUCGUGAUGUGGAGGAUCUUGGUCCUAAAGAUUAUGAUUACUACAUCCACUGGGUAGGAUGUGACCGUCGUUUAGACUGUUGGCUUGAGAUAAAUGACGUACGUACCCUUGAAGAAGGUCCUGUUGAGGGUGACGAUGUGUGUCAUGAUGUCGUUGAAGAGGCACAUGACCAUGCUGGUAUGGAUGAGGAAUACUUACGUGAGCAUGAGAUGAAUACCAAAUUGAAGACUAUCCAGCGUGUUAAACUAGGUCCAUAUUUGGUCGAGGCAUGGUAUUUUUCACCAUAUCCCAAACCAUAUCAGGACCUUGAUACCCUGUAUAUUUGCGAAUUUUGUUUGCUGUUUUUUGUGCAUGAGAACGAGUUGAAGUGGCAUCUACCUCGUUGUGAGUUACGUCAUCCACCUGGUAAUGAGAUUUAUCGUGAUGGUAAUUUAGCGAUGUUUGAGGUUGACGGGGGUUUGAGUAGUGUAUACUGCGAGAAUCUGUGUUAUUUGUCUAAAUUGUUUUUAGAUCACAAGAGUUUGAGGCAUACUGUUAACCUGUUCAUCUUCUAUGUGAUGACCGAGGUGGAUGAAAACGGUUACCAUAUUACUGGUUACUUUUCUAAGGAGAAGCAUAGUACUAAUAAUGUGUCAUGCAUCUUGUCCUUGCCGCAACACCAACGGAAGGGUUAUGGCAAAUUUUUGACAGCGUUUAGUUACCUGUUAUCGCGUAAGGAGGGUCGUACGGGUACCCCUGAGAGACCACUAUCAGACCUGGGUCGUGCUUCAUACAUGUCAUAUUGGUCCGAAGUGUUAUUGGAUAUUUUAUUCGACCCACAGCAUGAGAACAUAACGAUAGAGAAGCUAUCUCUGAUGACAUGUUUCGAGCCUGCUGAUAUAAUAAUGUGUCUUGAGGAACUCGGGUUGCUGCAUACUCUUUCUAAUGGCACCUCUGUCAUAACGAUAUUGCCAGAAAAGAAGAAAGAGCUCCUUGCAAAAUCGCGUACGAAAACUCGGAAACUAUAUAUGGAGAAGCUACAUUGGAUACCUUACGACAGUCAUCAUGACAGUACUCCAGUAUAA
Molecule: messenger RNA, 1320 nt
Organism: Babesia sp. Xinjiang
Lineage: Eukaryota; Apicomplexa; Aconoidasida; Piroplasmida; Babesiidae
Product: putative MYST-like histone acetyltransferase 1
Exons: 4
Coding region: 1-1320 (439 amino acids)
Biological process (GO): regulation of DNA-templated transcription
Molecular function (GO): histone acetyltransferase activity
Source: RefSeq, a predicted model, not a curated record